Molecule: messenger RNA, 2414 nt
Organism: Oncorhynchus mykiss (rainbow trout)
Lineage: Eukaryota; Metazoa; Chordata; Actinopteri; Salmoniformes; Salmonidae
Source: RefSeq, a predicted model, not a curated record
UGACUGUUUCCCCUUCUGAUUCGUGAUGGGUUGUGACUACUGUCGUAGUUAAUGACUAACUGACCCGCUCCACCACUCACACCCAUUGGUCACUAGUCCUUCCAUACAGACAGACAGAGAGGGGUAUUUGACCGGUGUGUGUUCUCAAGGUUGGAAGACAUGACAGUGUUCAGGAGCAGCGUUCCGGUACAGUAAAUUCAGCUGACUAGUUCAGCCAACAGAAACGCCCUGCUCAAACAGACUUUCCAAGACAACACUAGAACUCUUCUAAGUCAAGCUGUGUGUCAGUCCGCUGUGUGUCAGUCAGCUGUGUUUCAGUCCGCUGUGUGUCAGUCCGCUGUGUGUCAGUCCAUUGUGUGUCAGUCAGCUGUGUUUCAGUCCAUUGUGUGUCAGUGAGCUGCAGGGAUGGCGCACCAUGAGCAGAGCACAGCCACUUUCCCAGAACACAUCCGUAAGAAACGGAACGGUGAACAGCUGAGCGCUGGGGAGAUCCGAGACUUCGUACAGGGUGUCAAGGACAAGACCAUCCAAGAGAGCCAGAUUGGAGCCAUGCUGAUGGCAAUCUGGCUGAAGGGAAUGGUAGCAGAGGAGACACUCGCACUGACGAAGGAGAUGAUGAUGUCAGGGGAAGUGAUGUCAUGGCCGGCAGAGUGGGAGGGGCUAAUGGUGGAUAAACACUCGACAGGUGGAGUGGGGGACAAGAUCAGCCUGGUGCUGGCUCCUGCUCUGGCUGCCUGCGGCUGCAAGGUACCCAUGAUAAGUGGCAGAGGUCUGGCACACACAGGCGGCACGCUCGACAAACUGGAGUCCAUCCCUGGCUUUAAUGUCUAUCAGUCAGUACAACAGCUGCAUCGAAUCCUGGAGGAGGUUGGCUGUUGCAUUGUAGGACAGACAGAUAACCUGGUGCCUGCUGACAAGGUCAUGUACGCUCUGAGAGACGUUACGUCUACAGUCGACAGCCUCCCACUCAUCACAGGCUCUAUCAUCUCUAAGAAGGGUGCUGAGUCUCUGAGUGCCUUGGUUCUGGAUGUGAAGUUUGGGAAUGCAGCUCUCUACAAAGACCUGGGCAGUGCCAAGUCACUGGCCCAGUCCAUGGUGACAGUUGGGAACAGUUUGGGGAUCCGUACGGGGGCGGUGCUUAGUCGUAUGAACUGUCCAAUUGGUCGCUGUGUGGGGAACACUCUGGAAGUGAUGGAGUCCCUGGAGUGUCUAAAGGGGAGGGGCCCAGACGACAUACUGGAGCUGGUCACAAGUCUGGGUGGGCUGCUGUUGUGGAUGAUUGGCCGUGCAGGGAGCCUGGAUGAGGGUAAAAAGGUGAUCUCUACAACCCUGCAGAAUGGUGCAGCCCUGGAAAAGUUCCAGAACAUGAUGAUUGGUCAGGGAGUAGCCAGUCAGAUCGCUGCAUCACUCUGUUCAACCAACGCAGACUACUACAGCAUCCUGAGACGGGCACACUACCAAACAGAACUGGAGACACAGGGCCACGGGACAGUGCUGGACAUAGACGGCAUGGUCAUUGCUCAGGUGCUGCACAGGUUGGGGGCGGGACGUUCGAAGGCCGGAGACCCUGUCAAUCACAGCGUGGGGGCGGAGCUUCUGGUGUCUUUGGGACAGAAGGUGGAGAAAGGGCAGCCAUGGCUGCGUGUCCACUACGAGACUCCGGCGCUGAGUGCAGAGCAGAGACUCAGUCUACAAGGGGCGCUGACACUGGGGCCCGUCGACCAGCUACACACACAGCCACUAGUGGCAGAAAUCAUACUGCCAUAGUGACACAAAUCUACUCUAUGUUAAAGCUUGAUUUGGAGAUGACCUGCCUUUGGGAAUCUCAGUGUUUUAUUUUUAAAGAAUGUAUAGUUCAGAACUAAAGCCUCUGUGUCCUGCUCUUCACUCUCAAAGUCCUCUCUGAUUCACCCACAUAAAGUCAUAAGAUUCUGUGGAGACUGAAUAGAUGUUUACCGUUUCCAGGAACUGUGUGAAGGCAAUUUCUGUUAAACCUUACUAAUGUUUGUGUACUAAAAUAUCCUUCUUUAAGCCUCGGCAUUGGGCUUGAGAUGGUUAAAGAAAUCAAUAUAAGAUAUAAAAGUGUGUGCACAUUAAUAGAGACAUGUUGUAACUGUUCUGGGUGUGUAGAAUGACCCCAGGAUGUCUGGGAGCUCAGCCAAUACUUGACAGGAACUGACUGGUUCCUCUUAAGUUAACUGGAGACAGAGUAAAGGUUUUAUCCUGCACACCAAUGAUUGAACUAUUGUUCUGUCUGGAGCCUGUUUCGGGGCAAAAUAUUCAUAUUUUGUGUGUGUGUGUGUGUGUGUGACCAGUACGACCAUACAUCAUCUGGGCAGACAGUCAAAGGCGCUAGCUUGCCCAACUUGGGGGAACCGUUAAGCUACUCAAAUCAAAUAAAAGUUUAUUUGUCA